AUGCUGCCCGGAUACCCGGCGAGUGGGCUCCCGAUCUCGAGUUCGCACGUGCAACCAUUCCAAUCGCGGCGGACCGCUUCUAAGCCGCAAUCAAGUGUUUUUCUACCUGGUGCAGUGCAGGGCGUUGGCGUUGUGGUGGUCAUUCAGCAGGCCUGCGGCACGCGGGUGACGAAGUUUCGUCUCGCCGGGCACCGCGGCGGCCCGGAGGUCAAGGCCCUGCGGUAUAUGCUGUCUGUGGAAACCAAAGCGUGGGUGGAUCGCCAGAUCAGGGGCUACAUUCAGCAACUGCGCACCGUCAAGAGUCCGGGGUGGGAGCAUUUGCUCGUUUGCGGGCGCAAGGCCGCCCAUAGCCGCGAGAUGCGUGUCAAUGGGACAGACAACCGCAAGCUGUAUAACAUUCUCAGCUCGAUAGAUCACGCCAAGUGGUGGUACCAAAAUCGACUUUCAGGAGAAGGGCAAGAACACUCCGAAGCGCUACAAAUAUAA
Molecule: messenger RNA, 486 nt
Organism: Chaetomium globosum CBS 148.51
Lineage: Eukaryota; Fungi; Ascomycota; Sordariomycetes; Sordariales; Chaetomiaceae
Exons: 4
Coding region: 1-486 (161 amino acids)
Source: RefSeq, a predicted model, not a curated record